Anopheles moucheti is the source of this 2218-nucleotide messenger RNA. It is a transcript of the gene CCT5, whose product is annotated as T-complex protein 1 subunit epsilon. Gene Ontology annotation, molecular function: ATP-dependent protein folding chaperone; ATP binding; ATP hydrolysis activity. Bases 143 to 1765 code for a protein of 540 amino acids. NCBI's taxonomy places the organism in Eukaryota, Metazoa, Arthropoda, Insecta, Diptera, Culicidae. Gene Ontology annotation, biological process: protein folding. The transcript is spliced from 3 exons. Gene Ontology annotation, cellular component: chaperonin-containing T-complex. The record is from RefSeq and is a predicted model, not a curated record.
CGCGAACCGAAAGAGUGGAAACAGCCAGUCGACCACACUCUGCUUUUUUGCCGGAAGGAAAAUUCGUUUUUCAUUUCCCCAAAAAGUGUGACUCAGUUCGUUUUUCGUUUUUGUGUGCUAGUAGCGGAGAAAAUCGUUCAAGAUGAUGUCCUUACCGGGAACGUUUGCCUGUGACGAAUAUGGGCGCCCGUUUAUCGUGCUCCGCGACCAGGAGAACCAGAAGCGGUUAACCGGCAACGAGGCCAUUAAGAGUCACAUCUUGGCAGCGAAGCAGAUUGCCUCCAUCAUUCGUUCGUCGCUCGGACCGAAGGGUUUGGACAAGAUGAUGGUCAGUGGCGACGGUGAUGUCAUGGUCACGAACGAUGGUGCCACAAUCAUGAAGGAGAUGGAUGUGGACCAUGAAAUUGGUAAGCUGAUGGUACAGCUCAGUCAAUCACAAGACAAUGAAAUCGGCGAUGGAACGACGGGUGUCGUUGUGCUGGCGGGAGCUUUACUCGAACAAGCCGAAUCCUUGCUCGAUCGGGGCAUUCAUCCGAUUCGUAUUGCGGAUGGGUUUGAACUGGCCGCACAGUGUGCCGUGAAGCAUCUGGACACGAUCGCGCAACCCUUCCCUGUGUCACGUGACAACAAGGAACCUCUGAUCCGUGUGGCCAUGACCACGCUCGGCAGCAAGAUCGUGAACAAGUGUCACCGGCAGAUGGCCGAAAUUGCGGUCGAUGCCGUACUGACGGUGGCCGACCUCGAGAAAAAGGACGUGAAUUUCGAGCUGAUCAAGCUGGAGUGCAAGGUGGGCGGAAGGAUGGAGGACACCUGUCUGGUGAAGGGUGUGGUGGUGGAUAAAACAAUGAGCCACACGCAGAUGCCGACCGUGAUGAAGGACGUGAAGUUGGCGAUUCUCACCUGCCCGUUCGAGCCACCGAAGCCCAAGACCAAGCAUAAGCUCGAUGUGACGUCCGCGGACGAUUACCGCAAGUUGCGCGAGUACGAGCAGGAAAAGUUCCUGGAGAUGGUAAAGCAGGUGAAGGAUGCCGGUGCUACCCUGGCCAUCUGUCAAUGGGGCUUCGAUGAUGAGGCGAACCAUUUGUUGCUACAGCAGCAAUUGCCCGCCGUCCGUUGGGUUGGUGGACCAGAAAUUGAGCUGAUUGCUAUUGCGACCGGUGGAAGGAUUGUGCCGCGGUUUGAAGAGCUGACGCCCGAUAAACUUGGAACGGCAGGUGUUGUUCGGGAGUUAAGCUUCGGCACGACGUCGAACAAGAUGCUGGUGAUUGAGGACUGUAAGAAUACGCGAGCCGUUACGGUAUUGAUCCGUGGUGGUAAUCGGAUGAUUACGGAGGAAGCGAAACGCUCAAUUCACGAUGCGCUAUGUGUGGUCCGUUCGUUGAUUCGUGACUCGCGUAUCGUCUAUGGUGGUGGUGCUGCAGAAAUCAGCUGCUCCCUGGCGGUGGCUCGUGAAGCCGACCAGUUGUCCACGCUGGAGCAGUAUGCGUUCCGUUCAUUUAGUGUUGCGCUCGAGUCGAUCCCAUUGGCUCUGGCGGAGAACAGUGGCCUUUCGCCGAUUGAAACACUGGCUGAGCUGAAGGCACGCCAAGGAACAGAGAACAGUUCCACGUUCGGUGUGGACUGCAUGCUGACGGGCAAUUCCGACAUGAAGGAUCAUCACGUGAUCGAAUCGCUGCACUCGAAGAAACAGCAGAUUGUUCUCGCUACCCAGCUUGUGAAGAUGAUUCUGAAAAUCGAUGAUGUGCGAACCCCGUCCGAUCGUUAAGUUCGAAAUGGGAAGGAGAGAAUAUUCCUUACGUAUUUCUCACACAACGCGCACGCAUCUGCAACACUUAUGAUAGGUUCUUGCAUUCACUAACACACAAACCAUUUGGCAGGUCGGAGAACAAGCAUACUUUCCUUUCCUUUUAAGUUUUCCUCAUGUUGCAUCGCCUGCAUUUCUUUUCGAGAUGAGGCUGCUAAGUACUCUCCUGCAUGGUCAAAUCACACACAUACAUACGCCCGCACUAAAGGAUUUAAAAGGACUUAACACUUAAGCGCUUUCCUAAUGCUCGUUUAAACAAUAAACGGAAAUGUUUCCAUACCAAUAUUAAGCAUGUGUACUAUUUAUAUAAGGUUCGAAAACAUCAUUGAGCUUACUACAGCGAAUUAUGAAGCCUUUAGACCUUACGCUUGUGGUUUAUUUCUUUUUCAGCUUGAAUUAUUUUACAACUUUGCA